CCCAGCUGAACCGAUGGCGCUGUUUGCAUACUAAUGUUAUCCUGAGGUGUCUGCGACUAUUCAAUAACAAAAUGAAUUUCAAAACUCCUAGAUUACUUUCAUGUGGUGGAAGCUAUAAGAAAGGAUUCCUUCAAUUAUUAAGGAAUGUUUCAUUUGACAAUAAUCCACACAAAUUUGAUGUCAUUGUUAUUGGUGGUGGUCAUGCUGGAACGGAAGCUUCUGCAGCUGCUGCCAGGAUGGGUGCAAAGACAUUGCUAGUCACCCAUAAAAGAAGCACAGUAGGAGAAAUGUCAUGUAAUCCAUCCUUCGGUGGAAUUGGUAAAGGGAAUCUCAUGAGAGAAGUUGAUGCCUUGGAUGGAAUUUGUUGUCGUAUAUGUGAUCUCUCUGGUAUUCAGUACAAAAUAUUAAAUAAACGUAAAGGACCAGCUGUAUGGGGUUACAGAGCGCAAAUAGAUCGUGAUUUAUACAAGCAACAUCUUCAGGAAGAACUGUUUAAUACACCUAGACUACACGUAUGUGAAGCUACUGUAGAGGACUUGAUUGUACAUGGUGAUUCCCCAAAUUGUCAUGGAAUAAUUCUUAGAGAUGGAACGAAAAUAUAUAGUGGUGCAGUAGUAAUAACAACUGGUACUUUCUUAAAGGGUCAAAUUAACAUUGGUUUAGAGAAGAGACCUGCUGGUAGACUUGGCGACGAGCCUAGCAUCGGUCUAGCUAAUACAUUAGAAAGAAUUGGAUUUAAAAUGGGAAGAUUAAAAACUGGCACUCCACCGCGGAUAGAAAAAUCUACCAUAGACUUUUCUAAAUGUAAACGCAUGUAUCCUGAUGAAGUAUCGACACCAUUCUCGUUCAUGAACGAAACCGUAUGGUUACCAGUCGAAAAACAGUUAAACAGUCACUUGACGUAUACCAACGAAAACGUGUCAAAAAUUGUAAAAGAUAACAUGCACUGUAAUUUACACGUUACGGAGGAGAUCUCUGGUCCGCGAUAUUGCCCAAGUAUAGAGAGUAAAGUUCUAAAAUUCUCAGCGAUUCAGCAUCAAAUUUGGCUAGAACCGGAAGGACUUGAUUCACCUAUAAUAUAUCCGAGUGGAUUAUCAUGCACACUUCCAGCAGAGAAACAGGAAGAACUAAUCAAAUGUAUUCCAGGAUUAGAGAAUGCUAAAGUGUUGAAACCGGGUUACGGGGUCGAGUACGAUUAUAUAGAUCCAAGAGAAUUAACCGGAAGAUUAGAAACAAAAAAGAUUCCAGGAUUAUUUCUUGCUGGACAAAUAAACGGUACGACCGGGUACGAAGAAGCAGCUGCACAAGGAAUUGUAGCAGGUGCUAAUGCAGCAGCCAAGGUCCUUGAUAAAAAGCCAUUGAUCUUAAGUAGAACGGAAGCUUACAUCGGUGUCCUUAUCGAUGAUCUAACUAUCCAAGGCACAAACGAACCCUACAGGAUGUUCACCAGUCGCGCGGAAUUCCGGUUAAGUCUACGACCUGAUAACGCGGAUAAAAGGCUUACCAGAAAGGGAUAUGAAACUGGUUGCGUGUCUGAAGAAAGAAUGGCAAAAACGGAAAAUAUCCUGUCGAGAUUAGAGGAAAACAUUGAAUUACUGAAAAGUGAAACAAGAUCGUGUUACAAAUGGAGAACAUUAUUGAAUCUUCCGCUGACUAAGAACGUUGCGACGAAAUCUGCGCUUGACUUACUACAUAUGUCUGAAAUGAACGUGGACAUUGAUAAGCUGAUCGCAGCUCUUCCAGAUCGUUUUGGACACCUUGCCAACGAUCCAAUUAUUGCAAGAAGGCUACAGAUAGAAGGGUUAUAUGCGUUUGGCAUCGAAGAGCAACAGCAAGAGGUCAAUGAAAUUCGCAAGAACGAGCAGAUGAUCAUACCGCCAUGCAUAGACUACAGCAUGCAUCGGUUAAAUUUAUCCUCAGAGGAGAAAGAGAAACUUUCGGAAUUACAACCGUGUACGAUUGCAGCAGCCACUCGAAUCUCAGGCAUAACUCCUGCUGCUAUUUUACGACUGAUAUAUUAUAUAAAAACAAGCGCACCUCAGAUAAAUGGCAUGUAAUCGACGAUUGAUUUGAAUAAACAAUUUAUUCAACCGUA
Osmia bicornis bicornis is the source of this 2095-nucleotide messenger RNA. Its product is annotated as protein MTO1 homolog, mitochondrial. The transcript is spliced from 10 exons. Gene Ontology annotation, cellular component: cytosol. Lineage: Eukaryota; Metazoa; Arthropoda; Insecta; Hymenoptera; Megachilidae. Gene Ontology annotation, molecular function: flavin adenine dinucleotide binding. Gene Ontology annotation, biological process: tRNA wobble uridine modification; tRNA methylation. Bases 72 to 2057 code for a protein of 661 amino acids. The record is from RefSeq and is a predicted model, not a curated record.